This is a messenger RNA of Rosa chinensis, 1057 nucleotides long. RefSeq lists its product as uncharacterized. Gene Ontology annotation, cellular component: cytosol; nucleus. Bases 155 to 844 code for a protein of 229 amino acids. The record is from RefSeq and is a predicted model, not a curated record. Gene Ontology annotation, molecular function: protein-folding chaperone binding; Hsp90 protein binding. The transcript has 8 exons. Gene Ontology annotation, biological process: chaperone-mediated protein complex assembly; protein folding. Lineage: Eukaryota; Viridiplantae; Streptophyta; Magnoliopsida; Rosales; Rosaceae.
UUCCAGUUUCCACUGUCAGAAAAGGGCCGAGUAUAUAACAGUGUCACAGGCCCAUUUGGGAUCAGUACUCACUAAAACAGGUCUCGAACAAGAAGAGGGGUUUUUAUUUCCAGCUUCUAGGGUUUUACGCUCUCUUUCCGUUUCCAGCUAAAUCAUGAGUCGUCUUCCUGAGGUGAAGUGGGCCCAGAGGGAGGACAAGGUUUUCCUUACUGUGCUUCUGCCCGAUGCCAAGGAUGCUAAGGUUAAGCUUGAGCCUGAAGGUGCGUUCAUCUUCUCUGCUAGUGCCGGUGCAGAGAAUCACCAAUAUGAGCUCAAACUCGACCUUUUCGACAAGGUUAAUGUAGAGGAAAGCAAAAUAAGUAUUGGAGUGAGGAGUAUUGUCUGUAUUGUGGAGAAGGCAGAGAAAGUUUGGUGGAGUAAGCUACUGAAAGGAAGUGGGAAGACACCGCAUUAUGUCAAAGUAGAUUGGGACAAAUGGGUGGACGAAGACGAGGAUCCUCCAGCAGCAGGUGCUGAUGACAUGGGUAUGGGAGGCAUGGAUUUCUCGAAAUUUGGUGGCAUGGGAGGUGAUGAUGCAAUGGGAGGGAUGGGUGGACUGGGUGGUAUGGGUGGAAUGGGUGGAAUGGGCGGGAUGGAUUUCUCAAAACUUGCUGGCAUGGGAGGUGAAGGUGGAAUGGGUGGGAUGGAUUUCUCGAAAUUUGCUGGCAUGGGAGGUGAUGGUGCGAUGGGCGACUUUGAUGAUAGUGAUGAUGACCAAGAAGUGUCCAAGCCAGGAGAUUCAGAUGCUGGCAAGAGUGAAGCUGAUUCCUCAGGAGAGAAAAAGGAAGCUACACCAAGCACAUGAUUUCCGCGUUUUUUUUUUUUUUGGGUUGGUUUACAUUACUGAUACCCGCGUCAUGGUUGAAGCCAGUGGUUUUUCCAGCAUUAGUUACUGUGUGUGUUUGAUCUAACUAUGUGAAGCUAUUCUGCUAGAUCAUGCUUAUAGACUGACAGAUGCUUAUGUAUGUGAACUAUGGAUUUUACAAGUCAUUUCUUUAUCCCUUUAGAUUGAUCAAUA